UGCGAUUGAAACUGCGCGCCACUUUGGCUUGCCGUGCCUGGCGCGCGCUGUCGGUCUGAUCGGAUGCUGCGUGUCAGGCGUAGUUUUUGACUGGCAAUUUUUGCUUCGAACCACUCGUCAAGCUUCGCUUCGAGAUGGAAUAUAUAUCAGAACGUGAAACGUCGGCACGCGAGGACUGGAGCGACGUCAUCGCCACGAAGGACGCACGGGAAAUCCUGAGGCGAGUCAGUUACCCGGACGACGCCACCCGGCGGUCGCUGUACGCGUCGUGGCUGAGAGCCUUCGCCUCCACCAGAUGGCAGGAGUCGUUCGACCGCCUCAUGCUCGAGUGCGUGGCUGCCACGCCGUCGCCGGCUGCCCCCUGGAAGCCGCUGUUCGCCAGCAUCUACAGAGUCGGAGAUGUCAUAUACCUGCCGUCACGGGGUAUGAAAGAGCGCUUGCUGAACCUCGACAAGAUGCCCAAGCUCUUCGCACGAAAGCUCGAGGACGUCGAGCCGCUCCCUUCUUCUCCCGGAUUCAUCGACUUCCUCGCCGACCUGAUACGGAAGAGCCGCAGCUCUCGGGCGGCCCUGAAUGAGGCCGGCCUGAUCAUCGGCUUCUUCAGCCUGGCGCUGGCCGUUGUCGCAGCCAAGCCCGUGAGAGAGGUGCAGGAGUUCUUCCGAACUCGACUGAAGAGGGCGCUGGCCGCGGCUGUGCCCACUUCGUUCGACGGAGACGUGUUCUGCCCCAGCGGCAGGUUCCUGACCGAACUGGCCCGCAAGACGUACUCGGCCGAGGGAAAGGUGAAGCCUUACAUCGUGCUCCUGGUGCUGGGUCAGUAUGCGUACCACGUCGACGCAGCCGAAGCACCGCCGAGCGCCGACGUGAGGUUCCUUGAGGAAGGCUUUCUGACGCCAGCUAAGUUCGGUCACCUGCACAUAAUACAGCUCCUGUACAUCGUGCAAGAGAAGACCGCGCUCAGCGCCAAGGUGCUCAACCGCAUCCUUCGGGAUGGCCACUCGCAAGAGGUACGCAUGUCGAGCCAGCACGUUCGCGAGUUCCUGGCAGACGCUGACAAGCCGAUGCAGCGAACGAGGCCCUGGUGCCGCGCAGCCAGCAUGCGUUUCUUCCCGCACCUCAGUGUAUGCUAUCACGUUGACUACGCCAUGCGACUGACGGCGUUCGUGGCGCCCGACCCCGACGACCUCUUGUGGCAGAGACCGGAGUUUGCCGAUGUGUCAGCGGCACGCGUGAAGGAUGCUCGACUCUGGGCCCGCAACUUCAAGCGAGCCUUGCGGAAAGGAAAUUACGGUACAGCGCCCAGGCUAGACUGCAGCAACGAGUUGGCACGGUUUGAGAAACCCACCGUUAACGCUGUGCGACCUUUCAGGCACUCUUCGUAGCCACAUCGUUAGACUGCCAAGUCAAGCAUCAAGAGCAUGCUGGAACAUUCCACCUUGCUCCAUGCUUAAUGCAGCCCUUAUUGCGAAUCUGGCGAUCGAAGCCGUCCCAAUGCUAUAGGCCCAGCAUCAAGAACAUGCCGGAAUGUUUCACAACGAGGCUUCACCUUGCCUUAUAUGCCAUAAUGUAACCCAAUGAUAGCUUUUUAGCGUCACAAUUCCACUGCCAAGUCGACAUCUAGAACAUACCCAGGGAACUUUCACCUUAAUUUAUUAAGAACAGUUCCUUGGGAUCGUGCAGCCGCUGAAAAACAUUUUGUUGCGAUGCCAUACACGUGAUAAGUGCAUCAAGGGUACGCCGGAAUAUGUUAUCUCGAAGUCUUUCCUUGCCUCUAGUUUUCAUGAAACCAUUUUUGGCACUUUCUGUAUCGUUGUUAUUCCAGUGCGAACGCCAUCAAAGAGAUUACGCUAGAACCAUUUAUUGUUAAACCUUUUCAUGAAAAAUACCGCUACUGCUUAUAGCGAUUUUUUUUCAGCAGUUAAUAAACGAAUUCAGAUGUUAA
Dermacentor andersoni is the source of this 1942-nucleotide messenger RNA. RefSeq lists its product as uncharacterized. Lineage: Eukaryota; Metazoa; Arthropoda; Arachnida; Ixodida; Ixodidae. The record is from RefSeq and is a predicted model, not a curated record.